AUGGCCAAAAUGGAGGCGAAAUUGUGUGUUCUCGUGACGAUGGCAUUGUUAGUAAUGUUAGUGGUGGUAGUUAAUGGAGAUGAAGCAUCUCCUGUAAAGACGGUAGUGAAGAUAGUGAAGGGAAAGAAGGUGUGUGGCAAGGGAUGGGAGUGCAAAGGCCUGUCUGCUUAUUGCUGCAACCAAACCAUUUCUGAUUAUUUCCAGACCUACCAGUUCGAAAACUUGUUUUCGAAACGUAACACUCCUGUGGCUCAUGCUUCGGGAUUUUGGGAUUACCAUUCUUUUAUUACUGCAGCUGCAGAAUACCAGCCUCACGGAUUUGGUACCACUGGAGGAAAACUUGCGGGGCAGAAGGAAGUUGCUGCUUUCCUUGGGCAUGUUGGCAGCAAAACCUCAUGUGGUUAUGGGGUGGCCACUGGAGGACCGUUGGCCUGGGGUUUGUGCUACAACAAGGAAAUGAGUCCCAGCAAGAUAUACUGUGAUGAUUACUACAAGUACACAUAUCCUUGCACUCCUGGAGUUUCAUAUCAUGGCAGGGGUGCCCUGCCUAUUUACUGGAACUACAAUUAUGGAAAAACUGGGGAAGCCCUGAAGAUUGAUUUGUUGAACCAUCCAGAAUUCAUUGAAAACAAUGCUACACUAGCUUUCCAGGCUGCUAUUUGGAAGUGGAUGACACCAGAAAAGAAGCAUCUCCCUUCAGCGCACGAUGUAUUUGUUGGCAACUGGAAGCCUACCAAGAAUGACACUUCGUCUAAGAGAGUACCUGGAUUUGGCACCACCAUGAAUGUUCUGUAUGGGGAUCAAGUUUGCGGCAAAGGCGAUGAUGAGUCAAUGAACAACAUUGUCUCUCAUUACCUAUAUUAUCUAGACCUGAUGGGUGUUAGCAGAGAGGAAGCUGGGCCGAAUGAAGUGCUUAGCUGUGCUGAACAGGUUCCUUUCACCCAAGCCUCUGCCUCUGCAUCAUCUUCUUGA
Messenger RNA from Dovyalis caffra, 972 nucleotides. The record is from the annotation of a GenBank genome assembly. NCBI's taxonomy places the organism in Eukaryota, Viridiplantae, Streptophyta, Magnoliopsida, Malpighiales, Salicaceae.